Corylus avellana is the source of this 728-nucleotide messenger RNA. Its product is annotated as protein SMALL AUXIN UP-REGULATED RNA 51. The record is from RefSeq and is a predicted model, not a curated record. Gene Ontology annotation, biological process: response to auxin. Lineage: Eukaryota; Viridiplantae; Streptophyta; Magnoliopsida; Fagales; Betulaceae.
ACUUCUUCCCCCUAAUCUCGCCAUAAAUACCCCCCCCACACACCCCUCAGCCCUUCACACCACCAUUUCUCUGUAUCUUACCCAACAACUCCAUUGCUCCCCAAAAAUGGCUAUCAAGAGAUCAAACAAGCUGCCUCAAGCAGCCAUGCUGAAGCAAAUUCUCAAGAGGUGCUCAAGCUUAGGGAAGAAGCAGCAAGACUAUGAUGAACAAGGCCUCCCUUUGGACGUCCCAAAGGGUCAUUUUGUUGUAUAUGUUGGAGAAAAUAGAAGCAGAUACAUUGUCCCAAUCUCUUACUUGACUCGUCCUGAGUUCCAAAUCCUUCUCCAGCAAGCCGAAGAAGAAUUUGGCUUCAGCCACGACAUGGGUCUCACAAUCCCUUGCGAAGAAGAAGUUUUUCUGUCUCUAACAUCCAUGCUCAGAUGAAGAUUAAUUAGGCACGCCUAGAUUUUGUUUGUUUCUCGAGAAAAUUGCUAAAAGAUGAAGCUGCUUCCAUUGCUUCUCUGUUCUAAUUUUCUCUAUAUAGUUUUUAUUUUUUAUUUUACUUAAAAGGGUUCUUAUUUUAGACUCUGACUCUUAAAAAAAAACCCAUGAAUAUUGUGUGAAUCUGGGUUUUUAGAUUUAUAUAUCUUCAAGAGUUUGAAAUUUUCCUCACAGUGGUGUAGAUUUGUACCAAUGUACCCUGUGGGAGAACUAAUAUUAAUUAAAGAUAUCUUUUUUUCUUUUUUCA